AUGAGCGACCUUUAUUCCGAUAAUGAUCCCGAGUACCGAGCAACUCGAGUCAAAUCUGGCAUCCCUCCGCCAUCAAUACGCGAUCGUCCUAGAAAUCAUCGUCAGGGAGGCGAUUUAUCCAGAUUCAAUCCUGCGAUGCAGCGCAAUCAACAACAACAGCAAAGAUACUCGCCCUAUGGUCAGCAAGGCCGUGAUGACAGAAGGCAUCACCAAGAGUAUGACAACCAAAGAUACUCACAUCACCAACAGCAGCAACGAUAUCCUGACCAGCGUUACUCUGAACAACAGCAACAGAGACAACCCUAUCCAGAUCAUCAUCAGCAACAGCAGCAACAGCGCCCACCAGCACCGGCAGCACCGGCAGCACCCAAACCCAAGCCAUUAGAGUUACGCACAAGUACCGACUUUUUAAAGUGUGAAAAACGGCUCUCGUUACAAGACCUUGUAGAUACCAUUCAGCCCACAGCAUGUACACCAGAAACAGACUAUGACUUUUUGAGCUCUAAAGCAUUGGUUGAAAAAGUAAACCAAUUGAGGGAGAAUAUUCGUCAUGUGCCUUACGAACAACGAUCAGAAGCAAGAUCCAAGAGCAAUCCGUUUGAAAGAAUCGGAAAUGCCAUCUUUAUGAACAGGGCAGCAACCAAAUUAGCUGCCUUGGAUGCGACAUUUGGACUGGCUACAACACACAGCCAAGAGUUUACAUUUGCAGACAUCUGUGGAGGACCAGGCGGAUUUUCAGAGUAUCUAUUAUGGCGAGUGCACAGUUGGGGAGAAUCUGCCCAUGGAUUCGGCAUCACUCUAAAAGGAAGCGAAGAAGUGAAUUGGCAUACAGAGAAAUUCCGGCCUGACAUCCCUCGUCAUAGUUUGACAGAAAUCAACGGAGCUGAUGGAACAGGCGAUUUGUACAAGAUAGACAACAUCAAGCAGUUUGAGGCCGCCGUCUUGAAGGAAACAAGAGAUCAGGGCGUGGAUUUGGCUGUAGCUGAUGGCGGAUUUGAUUUCACAGGACAUGAAGCAUAUCAGGAGUUAUCGGCUCAGCGUCUGUUGUUGUGCGAGGUUGUUACUAUGCUUACGUGUCUAAAGCAAGGUGGACAUUUUGUAUGCAAAUUCUUUGACAUUUUGAACGAAAGCACUGCUGGGCUAGUUUGGUUGCUGUAUCAGCUAUUUGAUGAAAUCUGCAUUACGAAGCCACUGAGCAGUCGACCAGCUAAUGCAGAGAGAUACAUUGUGUGCAAAGGACUCGUGCAUGAAAAACCUACGCAACUUGUUCAGCAGCUGAUGAAGGCCAUUGACACAAACACAGCCGCCAUCAGUAUUGUCACUCGUCCAUUCUUGGAAAAGGAUGAAGAUUUUAUUGAUUAUGUCAAGAUGCGCAACAUUCGAUUUGCCAUGAAGCAGACAGAAGCGUUAGAGCAGAUGGACCAGUUCAUCAAGAAUCCCCAACUUGCACCGUUGUACGACCAAGAGCAAGUAAAGAGACAUUGUUUGAAUGAAUGGAGAUUGCCCUUGCAAGACUCUCAGCAGCACUAUUUCUAA
Molecule: messenger RNA, 1536 nt
Organism: Mucor velutinosus
Lineage: Eukaryota; Fungi; Mucoromycota; Mucoromycetes; Mucorales; Mucoraceae
Gene: ALG11
Product: asparagine-linked glycosylation protein
Exons: 4
Coding region: 1-1536 (511 amino acids)
Biological process (GO): 7-methylguanosine mRNA capping
Cellular component (GO): nucleus; cytoplasm
Molecular function (GO): methyltransferase cap1 activity
Source: RefSeq, a predicted model, not a curated record